CAAUGUCGGCAGGUAAGAAAAACGAUCUACCUGGCUACGAAGACGGGAAGUUAGGGGCCGAAUCCGUAUGGGACAAGAAGCACCCCACUCCUCCAUGCAAGCCACCGCCAGAAUAUCUAGCAUGGUCUUCAACUGCUGGCCCCGUCACCCCAGGCGGAACAUCUCCCGAUGAAAUCGUGCUAGUCCCAUUCUUCCACACAGUCCAGAAACGUACAAUCAAAGAUUUCUUGACCGGCCGUCGGGUGUACGAGACGAAGAUCUCCGCGCGCGAGAUGAAGCGCUCGCACUACGAUCGGCACUAUGCCACGGACAGCGACGGGAAGUAUAUCGGGACGGGAAAGGCGGCGAUCGAUGCGCCGAUGGUGUACGUGCCGACAAAGAGCACGCCAGAAUAUAUACAGGAGCAGCUGAAUAAGGUGGCAUUUGGGAAGGAGCAUAGGUUCGUGACGACGCAGGUGGGGGAGACGGGGUAUGCGUGAGGUUGGAUACUUUUUGGAUGGGUAGGCUGGUUGAUGCGGCUGGGAGAGAGAUGGCCAUUGUCGUGUUUUGAGAUCAUGGUCAUGGAUACGCUGAGCGUUCGAUGGUAGGCCUUGGUAGCAGUGCUCCAAAUCAACGAAUAUGACGCUCUUACCAUUCGAAG
Messenger RNA from Eremomyces bilateralis CBS 781.70, 640 nucleotides. RefSeq lists its product as uncharacterized. The record is from RefSeq and is a predicted model, not a curated record. Lineage: Eukaryota; Fungi; Ascomycota; Dothideomycetes; Eremomycetales; Eremomycetaceae. The annotation marks the transcript as partial. The transcript is spliced from 2 exons.